Molecule: messenger RNA, 7750 nt
Organism: Hippoglossus stenolepis (Pacific halibut)
Lineage: Eukaryota; Metazoa; Chordata; Actinopteri; Pleuronectiformes; Pleuronectidae
Gene: adcy5
Product: adenylate cyclase 5
Exons: 21
Coding region: 1111-4698 (1195 amino acids)
Biological process (GO): adenylate cyclase-inhibiting G protein-coupled receptor signaling pathway; intracellular signal transduction; adenylate cyclase-activating G protein-coupled receptor signaling pathway
Cellular component (GO): plasma membrane
Molecular function (GO): adenylate cyclase activity
Source: RefSeq, a predicted model, not a curated record
CGGGCCGCAGGAAGCACACUUGGUUGAAUGGCCAUCAAAGCAGCAAUCAGCGGUAAAUAUGUGAUGAUGCCCCGCUUCUCCGAACCAGACACCGAGCGGACUGUCCGAGCCGGGGAGAGUGCGCGCGUUGGCACCGCCGGGUAGACGCUGCAUGCCGCGGGUUGGCCGCGCGCGGAGCCCUGGCUGCUGAACCAAAUCCCAAGUCGCUCCCUGGGGGGAAUUGAACAGUGAUGGACAGCUGUUGGACAGUGAUCCGGCGCCGAGGCUGACGGCGAACUGACCGUGUUGCAAACGCACGCUGCACCAUGGACCAGGGGGGUGUCGUUUGCGGCUGCCACCGGAGGAGAAGGAGCAGCGGCCGGUGAGUUGGUCUCCUCCGCUCCCAUCCGCGCAAGUGUGCGGAGGAUCGUGAUGAUGCUCGGCGGCCAAACGUGAGGCUCCCCCACCGCUGUGCGGGCUGCGAUGUCACGGUGCGUCUCGGAGGAACCGCCGACAUGGGAUUCGCCUUUUUAAAUCCUCCUCCAGCGUCUCUCCUACGCACACACCGCUCACAAGAACCCAGGAAACAUGUGCGCAGAUAUAACGGAUCCACGGUGUAAUUGACGGCGCUGCGCUAUGAUCUCCAGGGACUAUCUGCUCGGGUGUAAUGGUUUCAUCGUGUGCGUUGCGCGCUGCCGUGCAACCUCUCCAUGGAUGGUACUUAAUUGGGCCCAAUGAUGUGGAGCCAAAUCCACCUGGACCACAUGUUUCCUCCCCUAUGUGCGCAACUGGCUCCCUUGUGACUUUUGCGCAUGUUCAAUUGUUUUCAUCCCCGGAGGUGUUUUUUUUUUAAAUCACCCCUUUCUUAAUUGUUUUGGAUAAUUGCAUGUCGACUUUGGAGAAGAUUUUAAGAGUAAACAUUGCAAGCUGUGACAGUUUCCAGUUUAUCAGAAAGAUAGAAAGCGCACAGAUUGUGACCAACUAUGGGACAUUUCUCCAUCAGUGCGCGUUUGUUGCGCCUCCUCGCUGGGACUAAAUAGUUUCCUGACACUGUUUGUCGGUGGAGCUAAACUUUCCCUGCAGUUUUCAUUAGUUUAGGACACAUCCUACUGUCGCCUCCAGCCAUCCAACAUGUCCAGAUCGAACAGUGUCAGCCCACCCGGUGUCGGUGCGCCGAGGCUGAGGGGAGGGACCGAGCACAGAGCAGCUUGGGGAGAGUCUGAGUCCGUGGCCAAUGGGUGCCCAUACUCUGCCAGAUCCCCGCGCAAGAAGCUCACCCGGACUAACAGUCGGUGGCGAGAGGAGGAUGAUCCGGACCACCGGCAGCCCGGGCGAGCCUCCACCACCGUCAGCAGGGUCAGCUUCAGGUCCAGGUCGGCUUGGCAGGACCAUGGCGAGGAGAACCGAGGCCGCGCGUCCCCGAAACGCCCCGACGACGAGGUGAGACCCAAGUCCGUGGAGCUGGGUCUGGAGGAGCGCAGAGCCAAGCAGAGGAGCAACGACGAGGAGGUCAUGCCCGAUGUUAACUUUUCUCUGGUGGCGUGCUGCACCAGCGUCAUGCACAUUUUCAAAUCCAAGAAAUUCCAGUCGGAGAAGUUGGAGCGGCUCUACCAGCGCUACUUUUUCCGCCUCAACCAGAGCAGCCUGACCAUGCUCAUGGCGGUGCUGGUGCUGGUCUUCACCGUCAUGCUGGGCUUCCACUGCUCCGGUGGGGCGACGGGGCCGAGCGUCACGUUCGUGGUGGUGUUUUCCGUUGCCAUCUUCCUCACACUCGUGCUCAUGGUGGUGUGCAACAGGAACGGCUUCCAUCAGGACCACAUGUGGAUUGUGUGCUAUGUGGUCAUCCUGCUGGUGCUGGUGAUCCAGGUGAUCGGGGUGCUGCUCGUGCAGCCCAGGAGCGCGUCGGAGGGCAUCUGGUGGACCGUGUUCUUCAUCCAUGUCAUCUACACCCUGCUGCCUGUCAGGAUGCGCGCCGCGGUCAUCACUGGAGUUAUUCUGUCCGCCAUCCACGUGGCUGUUUCCUGGAUGUUAAACGGCGUGGACAGCUUUCUGUGGAAACAGAUAGUGUCCAAUGUGCUAAUCUUCUCCUGCACCAACAUCGUGGGGGUGUGCACACAUUACCCCGCAGAGGGCUCCCAGAGGCAGGCCUUCCAGGAGACCAGGGAAUGCAUCCAAGCUCGCCUUCACUCCCAGAGGGAAAACCAGCAGCAGGAGCGUCUCCUGCUCUCAGUGCUUCCCCGCCACGUUGCCAUGGAGAUGAAAGCCGACAUAAACGCCAAGCAGGAGGACAUGAUGUUUCACAAGAUCUACAUCCAGAAGCACGACAACGUCAGCAUCCUGUUUGCAGACAUCGAGGGUUUCACCAGUCUGGCCUCCCAGUGCACAGCGCAGGAGCUGGUGAUGACUCUCAAUGAGCUUUUCGCCCGUUUUGACAAACUAGCAGCGGAGAACCACUGUCUGCGGAUCAAGAUCCUGGGCGACUGUUACUACUGUGUGUCGGGGCUGCCGGAGGCGAGGGCCGACCACGCCAGCUGCUGCGUGGAGAUGGGGAUGGACAUGAUUGAGGCCAUCUCGCUGGUACGGGAGGUGACUGGGGUGAACGUGAACAUGCGAGUGGGUAUCCACAGCGGCAGGGUGCACUGCGGAGUGCUGGGCCUCAGGAAGUGGCAGUUUGAUGUCUGGUCCAAUGACGUCACAUUAGCCAAUCAGAUGGAAGCUGGGGGCCAAGCUGGGCGUAUUCAUGUGACCAAGGCCACUCUGAACUAUCUGAACGGGGACUAUGAUGUGGAGGCAGGAGAUGGGGGAGAGAGAAACGCCUACCUGAAGAAGAACAACAUCGACACCUACCUCAUUGUGGGCAGCAGUCAGAAAAGGAAAGAGGAGAAGGCGAUGAUCGCCAAAAUGAACCGACAGAGGACCAACUCUGUCACCCACAACAGCGGCCACUGGACCGACCGGCCUUUCUACAACCACCUGGGCGGAAACCAGGUCUCCAAGGAGAUGAAGAGGAUGGGAUUUGAAGACCCCAAGGACAAGCAUUUCAAUUUCAGAAACGCACAGGAAAACCUAAACCCAGAGGACGAGGUGGACGAGUUUCUGGGCCGGGCCAUCGACGCGCGCAGCAUCGACCGCCUGCGCUCCGAACAUGUCAAGAAGUUCCUGCUCACCUUCAGAGAGCCCGACCUGGAGAAGAAGUAUUCCAAACAGGUGGACUCCAGGUUCGGAGCCUACGUGGCCUGCGCCUCCCUCGUCUUUCUCUUCAUCUGCUUCAUCCAGAUCGUCAUUGUGCCUCCCUCCAGUCUGAUGAUCGGCUUCUUCAUCACUUGUCUCGUUAUCCUCACGGCGGUGAUGUUCGUCUCCGCUGUUUACUGCUGUUUCGGGCUGUUCCCUGUGGCCCUGCAGACUCUCUCCAGGAAGAUAGUCCACUCCAGACUGAACAGCACGCUGGUGGGCGUCUUCACCAUCAUCAUCGUCUUUCUGUCUGCUUUCGUCAACAUUUUCACCUGCAGCAGCCACGACCUGCGGAGCUGCAUCACAUCAGAACUCAACAUCAGCCUGGGCAGCGUGGACGCCUGCCACGCCCGCCUCCUCAACUACAGCCUGGACACACAACACAGCCCCUGUGUGGACGACAGCCUCAUCUGCAGCUUUCCUGAGUACUUCUCGUGCUGCGUGCUGCUCAGUCUGCUCGCCUGCUCGGUGUUCCUGCAGGUCAGCAGCAUUGGGAAACUCUUCCUCAUGCUCUUCAUCGAGCUGCUCUACCUCCUCAUCAUGGAGGUGCCCAAAGUGAGCCUCUUCGACAACCAGGACCUGCUGGUCAUGGCCAAUGCCAUCAACUUCGCUGAGCACAUGAAUGGAACAAGCUGUGUGGUGGACCUGAAGGUUCCUCUGAAGAUCAUGACCCCGGUGGUCAUCACCGUCUUCGUCCUCGCUCUCUACCUCCAUGCUCAGCAGGUGGAGUCCACGGCCAGACUUGACUUCCUGUGGAAGCUGCAGGCCACAGAGGAGAAGGAGGAGAUGGAGGAGCUGCAGGCCUACAACCGCCGCCUGCUCCACAACAUCCUGCCCAAAGACGUGGCCGCCCACUUCCUGCAGCGCGAGCGGCGCAACGACGAGCUCUACUACCAGUCGUGUGAGUGCGUCGCCGUCAUGUUCGCCUCCAUCAGCAACUUCUCCGAGUUCUACGUGGAGCUGGAGGCCAACAGCGAGGGGGUGGAGUGUCUGCGGCUGCUCAACGAGAUCAUCGCCGACUUCGAUGAGAUCAUCAGCGAGGAUCAGUUCCGUCAGCUGGAGAAGAUCAAGACCAUCGGCUCCACCUACAUGGCGGCGUCCGGCCUCAACGACUCUACAUACGACAAGGUCGGGCGCUCGCACAUCCGCGCUCUGGCCGACUACGCCAUGAGGAUGAUGGACCAGAUGAAAUACAUCAACGAGCACUCCUUCAACAACUUCAAAAUGAAAAUAGGUCUGAACAUGGGUCCUGUAGUUGCCGGGGUGAUCGGGGCCCGGAAGCCUCAGUACGACAUCUGGGGCAACACGGUGAACGUGGCGAGUCGCAUGGACAGCACCGGUGUGCCGGAGAAGAUCCAGGUGACCGCAGACCUGCAACAGGUGCUGAGCUCCUAUAACUACACACUGGAGUACAGAGGGUUGGUCACAGUCAAGGGCAAAGGAGAGAUGAUGACCUAUUUCCUGACCAGCGGACCCCCCAGCAGCUAACACUACACUGAACCACCAACAAGACACGUGGGGGUUAAGCGCCUUAACUCUGCCUCUGUCGCAGCGAGCAGCCUCAUGGACCUCUGAUAGCUUACUGAGACUAACUGAAGCUUCUCACAGCCUCUUCUUCUGGGGCCACAGCGAGGACAAAGGAGGACGAACCUCAUCCCCAAAGCUCAGCCUGCGGAGGAGACUUGAGCGGGAGAGGCCUGGCGAGCCCCGACUCUGACGUUGACACCAAAGAUGUCCAAUCAGAGCGCACGGACGGACAGAUUUCACCAGCUUCGCGAGGCCCUGAAGGAAAUAAAUGUUCUCCGAGAAAUUUUGACUUGCUUUCAUCUGCCAGACGGGUUUGGACGAACCUGCAGGAAGACACAAACUAUGUCGCUUCCUCUUUCAUUCUGCCUUUCUCCUGCUGAAGUACACGUAAAACACACAGUUUUAUGUGUCAUGUAUACGAUGCUCUGUACUGUAUGUAAAACACAUGUUGUCGUGACGCAGGUACAUAUCUCAAAGUGUGGACACUCAGCCAGCACCGCAGCACUACCUGUCAUUUUCUGAUCAUAUCAGCAGCUCAUUGAUUAGCGGAGGAGUUGCACUAAGUUGUAUCUCAUCAGUGAAGUGUGAGGACGUCCCUCAGAGGCCGAUUGGACGUUUUUUUGUAAACACAGUUGGACGACACUCAGCGGUGUUUACAGAGCGCUCCCCGUCAGACGUAGGAAAUCACAAACUCACACCACAGUAUCAUCAGCGUACAUAGAGAACACACUAAGAGGAUGUCAAUGAAGAGCUUUUUCUAAUCUUCGACAUUUUGUAUUUUGACUUCAGAACACCAAACCCCUAUCAGAUAUUUUAAGAUUCUAUAUUUUGUACAUUAAUAUAUUAGAGAGCUAUCUAUAAAACACCAACGUGUAUUCAGAUGUACAUACUCUAACCACGGCCGCGUUGGGAUUUAGGACAUCCUCGCUCGUGUUGCCUGGUCUUAACCUGGAGCCACAGCUGAUGCAGCGUUAACUUCAGCAGAUCGACGCCCCUAAACGCCCGUUUGGAUUUUUUUCUUUUCUCGCUCUUUUCACCGAAUUGAGCGCGUUUUCUUUUUUACCUGCAGGAAGUCGACCGUUCGCUGAUUAGACGGCGUUUCUGAUGUUUUCCCUUCAGCGGUGCGUUUAAAUCUCACAGCGAGGAAGGAAGUGUCAAACCGAGCGAGGGCGCACUUUGAAUGAGGAGAGGACGAGGAAUGCAUCGCCCUCGGUGCUCAAAAAGCCAUUUUGCGCUCCGGUGCGUUCAGCCGUCCACCCCCUUCCUGCACCGCUCCACAUCCCCCAGCCCCUCUUCUUGCUCGCUCAAUCAGAUGGUACGACCCAAUGAAUGUCCAAUGAUCUCCAAUGAGGCCUUUAAAAUGAACUCUAUACUAAUGACGCUGACGAUGCUCAUCCUGUGGACAGGGAAAGACGAGCCCGUUUGGAAAUGUGCCCUUUUAUCUGCUGUCGUUUUUUUGUUUUGUUUUUCUUAUCAGAGCAGUUUUCUUCAGUAUUACGUCACUCAUCAUGUUAUCCAACAAACUGUCUUUAACAUGGUCCUGUCAUGGAUUUUUUGUGAUUGUCGGCAAUGUUGCGACAAAACACUGGUUCUGUUUUUCUCGGCUGAGUUUGUAGAUCGAGGAAAUGAGCAGAUUUAACGUGGAAGUGUAAAGGAUCAGGCCGUCAUUAAUCCAAUAUGUAUUUUUUUCAUUGUCAACAUUUCUCAUGAAAAAAACAAAAUCACCUUCAAAUGUUACUUGUUGACUUCCCGACCUUUUCUCUAACCCUGUUUAUUUGUGAAGUCUUAAACACACUGUAGUUAUUGUUGAGCAUUAUUCAAACAGGAGUUAAUAGAACAUUUAUUGGGACUUUGUGUUAAUAACACAUUUGUUGCUUUUCAUUAGUAAAUGUUUCUUCCAGGAUGUUGCAUGUAGGAUUGACUUACAAUUAAAUACAAUAUAUGGAGGCAUAAAUGCUUUUUUAAUUUCUUUUAAAUGGGAUCUAUUAAUAACCGGAUCAAACUUUAAGGGUUUUUAGAAACAAAUAACAGUGAAUGAAUUGGCUUUGAUUGGUUUUGUUGAUAGAUACUAGUCAGUAAGUGAAAAUGAUAAUUAACCAUGAUAAGACAGUAAGACAGCAGGUGGACUUUGAUUGGCCAGAUGCAACAUGUUGGCAGACGUUUGGCCAAUCAGAGCCUCCGCUGGGUUGGACUUGAAUUUUAGGUGGCGCUGAUAUGUAUGGUUGGAUGGAAAAUGAUAAGCAGACAUGUCAAUCAACGGAAUUGCAAAAAUAAAAGAAUUAAAAAAAUUAUUCUCUAAUUUUAUUCAAAAAUUGAAUUAAUUAAUCUUUUUAAGUCAGAUUUAUUAGUUCACUGAGUUUAAAAAUGCAUGAUUAAAUUAUCACCAUGACAAUAGAUCUGUAUCAACUGAUUUUAAUUUAAAAAACAGCUCCCUUGUUCAAUGUGACAGCAGAGGAAUAAGAUAAAUCCGGGUUUUACACAGGGAUCCAUUCAUUCUUGAUUUUGGUCUUUUCUUGGGGUUUGUUGACAGUUUAAAAAAAAAGUAAAUCAGCACCAGUUUCCUGUUUGAAAAUAACGAGAGGAACUGGUCACUUUGCUUUGAGCCUGAACAACAGAACGUCUGCACCGGUGGUUUCUGUUUGGUUACUGCACUGCUGCAAACCAUCAUCACACACCACUCGUUCAACCUUCAGUGUGAUCCCGUCAGACUCACUGAAUGCGGUGCUUGUUCUGUGAGCACCUGUUCUGUUUUUUUUCUACUGUUGAUUGUGCAGGAACGUGCCAUUAGAAAUACACAGGGGCUCAUAGAGGAGGCCCGGACGUGAGGUGGAGGCUGCAGCUGGUCUUUACCUUCUGUGCAGCCGAGGAGCCUCGUGGUGACUUUGACACGGUGACGCAGCGUCUGUGGCAAAAACAGCUGGAGAGACGAGAGCGUGGGUUGUUUUUGUUGUCAUGCCAAACACUAUGCUCUUUUUUUACAGUUUAAAUAAACUGCUGAGAUUCUUCACAGGUA